This is a messenger RNA of Haliaeetus leucocephalus (bald eagle), 2679 nucleotides long. It is a transcript of the gene HACL1, whose product is annotated as 2-hydroxyacyl-CoA lyase 1. Lineage: Eukaryota; Metazoa; Chordata; Aves; Accipitriformes; Accipitridae. Gene Ontology annotation, biological process: fatty acid alpha-oxidation. The transcript is spliced from 17 exons. The record is from RefSeq and is a predicted model, not a curated record. Gene Ontology annotation, cellular component: peroxisome. Bases 149 to 1879 code for a protein of 576 amino acids. Gene Ontology annotation, molecular function: magnesium ion binding; thiamine pyrophosphate binding; catalytic activity.
UCGCGGCCCUCGCGCCCGCCCCCUCCGCUGUCUCAUUGGUCGGAAGGCGUGCCACUCGACUGCUCCCGACCUUCGGCCGGGGGUUCUGUUCCGCCCGCUUCCCCGGUGGGCGGCUCCGGCCUGGGCCUGGGCCGGAAUCGGAACGGGAAUGGCCUCCGGGAGCGGUGCGGAGGGGGAGGCUGUCAGCGGGGCCCAGCUCAUCGCUGAGUCCCUCAAGGCUCAAAAUAUCGAAUGCAUGUUUGGCAUUGUUGGUAUUCCUGUCACUGAAAUUGCAAUCACAGCCCAAGCAGUUGGAAUAAAAUAUGUAGGAAUGAGAAACGAACAAGCUGCCUGUUAUGCUGCAUCUGCUGUUGGAUAUUUGACUGGCAGACCAGGAGUGUGUCUUGUAGUGUCCGGUCCAGGUUUUUUGCACGCACUUGGUGGGAUGGCAAAUGCAACCAUGAACUGCUGGCCUUUGAUUGUUAUUGGAGGCUCUUCUGACAGAAAUCAGGAAACCAUGGGAGCUUUCCAAGAAUUCCCACAGGUUGAAGCUGGUAGGCUCUACAACAAACUGUCUGUCCGCCCAAGCAGCCUAGAAGUUAUUCCUGCUGUUAUUGAAAAGGCUGUAAGAACCAGCAUGUAUGGUCGUCCAGGUUCCUGCUAUAUUGACAUACCUGGGGAUUUUGUGAAUCUUCAGGUGAAUAAGAGCUCUGUCAAAUACGUGGAAUGCUGCCUGCCACCUCCCAUCAGCAUGGCCGAAUGCUCUGCUGUAUCCAAAGCAGCGUCUAUCAUUGGUCUUUCCAAGCAGCCUCUACUAAUCAUUGGCAAAGGUGCUGCUUAUUCACAUGCUGAAAACAACAUCAGAAAGUUGGUGGACCUUUGUGGACUGCCUUUUUUGCCUACACCAAUGGCAAAAGGAGUAGUUCCUGAUAACCAUCCAAAUUGUGUAGCUGCAGCAAGAUCAACGGCAUUACAGCAUGCUGAUGUAAUCAUCUUGCUUGGUGCAAGGUUGAAUUGGAUUUUGCAUUUUGGUCUUCCACCAAGGUUUCGACAAGAUGUAAAGGUUAUUCAGAUUGAUAUUUGUGCAGAAGAGCUGGGGAAUAAUGUGAAGCCAGCUGCAAUUUUAUUAGGUGACAUAAACGCUGUGACUAAGCAGCUCUUAGAAGAAUUCAGCAAAAGACCAUUGAAAUAUCCUUCUAAUACAGAGUGGUGGAAGAGGCUGAGAGAGAAAAUAAUGACCAAUGAAGAAAGAUCGAAGGGAUUAGCAUUACAGAAAUCCCUGCCUAUGAAUUAUUACACAGUCUUCCAUCACAUCAGAGAACUGAUACCCAAGGACUGCAUCUUAGUAAGUGAGGGAGCAAACACCAUGGACAUUGGACGAACUAUGCUUCCAAAUUACUAUCCCCGUCAAAGGCUUGAUGCAGGUACUUUUGGAACAAUGGGAGUUGGACUGGGUUUUGCUAUAGCAGCUGCAAUGGUAGCUAAAGACCAAACACCUGAAAAGCGAGUCAUCUGCAUAGAAGGAGAUAGUGCUUUUGGAUUUUCUGGGAUGGAGGUGGAGACUAUUUGCAGAUACAACUUGCCGAUCCUGAUUAUUGUAGUAAACAACAAUGGGAUUUACACUGGUUUGGAUGCAGAUACCUGGAAGGAGAUGUCAAAGUUUGAAGAUCUUGCUACAUGUGUACCUCCUGUUUCUCUCCUGCCAAAUUCACACUAUGAGGAAAUUAUGUCUGCCUUUGGAGGUAAAGGAUACUUUGUUAAAACUCCAGAAGAAUUGCAGAAUGCUCUGAAAGCAAGCCUGACUGACAAGCAAACACCUUCUCUUAUAAAUGUAAUGAUUGAUCCACAGUCUGAGAGAAAGAAACAGGAAUUUCCAUGGCUGACCCGUUCUAACUUGUAGUAGAAGAUGAAGAUAAUGGUGGUGCAAGGCAGUGUGUUAAGCAAAACUAAAUUGCCUUCCAGAAGUGGAACUGGUACAACUCUAUUUUACAUAAGUAUUGGAACAAAGUGGGAUUUUAGAACUGCUAUUAGAGGAAUCAUUACAUGCUGAAAUUAAGUAAUUGUAACAUGAAAGAGACACACAUGAAUGUAUACCAGGCCCUCUAGCAGAUUGUACAGAAACACUGAUGAUAAAAUUAUAUACUUUUUCUUUUCCUCAGAGUCAUACUCAUCAAGAUUUGUGAAUUAAAAUCUUGGGUGUUCUGGACAAAGGGAGUAAGCUGAGGGGUUUAUUCUGACUGAAACAUAGAAGUCUUUGGCAGUCUGCGGUUAUACUAGCUUCAUUUUUAACUGACCAGUAGGAAGCUACUUGUUAGAGACUUUGUCCUGUAAGGACCAAAACAAAGCAUCUUGUUGUGACAAAAUGCUGAUUGGCCUCAUUAUGCAUUGAAGCCCCUUGGGUUGAUACUUGCUUCGUAAUUUUAAAGGUUGCUUUUUCAGCUUCUACUGCAGGUAGAAGUAGUGUAUUAAAAAGUGAGACUUACUUAAGGGCGAAGUUUCUGUCUGUUGCAUUUGCUUUUGUUAACUGGGACUUAUGGUGCUUGUAGGGGGAAAAAAAAAACCCUUAGGUUUUUGUUUGAAGCUUUGCUCUUUACAAAGGCACUGUCAUCCCUAUAGGCUGAAAACAGGACUGGAUUUAUUAGUGAGGUUUCCAGGAUCAAUAGAUCAUAAAUCUUUAUAAUCAGAAGCAUUUAAAAAAAA